UGCCACCUUUAGCCUGGGUGGAACAGAGUAUGAGGACUUGCCUGCCGUCAGUCUUUUGUGUCACAGGGAGAAUAAAUGCAGGGUUUCUGAGAGCGACCAUCAGCUCCAAAUGCUGCAAGACUGAUCUCUGCAAUGACAAAGCAGUGCCAGAUCAUCCAGUCGUAGAAAUGAAAGUGGUUCUGGUGCUCGUCAGUGUGUUCUUCACUAAAGGACUAGCACUGCAAUGUUAUGACUGCACAGAGGAGUCUGCUCAGACUUGUCCUAGAAAGGAAUGUCCUUAUCAGUGUAACAGCAUCGCUGCCACCUUUAGCCUGGGUGGCGUACAGGAGAAACAAAAUAUGAGGACUUGCCUGCCGUCUGUCGUUUGUGUCACAGGUGGAAUAAACACAGGGUUUCUGAGAGGGACCAUCAACUCCAAAUGCUGCAAGACUGAUCUCUGCAAUGACAAAGCACUGCCAGUUUUACCGAACCAGGCUCCCAAUGGAAAGAAGUGUUGUACCAAUACCAACUGCUCAGAAACUGUGAAGUGUGUGGGAGAUGAGGAUCGCUGCUUUAAUGGAUCAGUUCCUUUAGGUGUUCCAUUUGUUAAUAAGACAUCUUUACAAGGAUGUGCAAGCAAGAGCAUCUGUGAUGGGUUCGUGUCCAUCACCCAACAAUUCAACAUCACUGCGGAUAUUAAGUGCUGUGAGGGGAACCUGUGUAACACUGCUAUCAGUAUUAAUCUGGGUCUCCUCAUCAUGCUGGGGUCUCUGCUGACCUCCAUCCUCUUCCUCUGA
Messenger RNA from Colossoma macropomum (tambaqui), 776 nucleotides. RefSeq names its product phospholipase A2 inhibitor CNF-like. The record is from RefSeq and is a predicted model, not a curated record. Lineage: Eukaryota; Metazoa; Chordata; Actinopteri; Characiformes; Serrasalmidae. The transcript has 7 exons. The coding region runs from base 30 to 776 and encodes 248 amino acids.